GAGUGAAGGUCAAGGUAGGAUGCAUUCAGGAAUGGGACUGGGCCAGCCCUUCGUCGCAAAUUUUGCGCCUGCAUUCUACGGAAUGCAGGCUCCUCAAGCUUUUCAAUUCAACCCUCAGUAUCCUGCUCCGACUAGACAGCCGUUUGUGGCACAUUGUUACAUCGCUCCACAAGCUUGGCCACCAGGUGGUGUUCCGCCAUGCAGUCCUUUCCUAACUCCGAGUUUUAAUCAAGAUGGUAUGACUCACAAUCAGCCAACUCAUUGUCAGGGGAACAAUCUUAUGCUGCAACAGUGCCAAGAAAGCGUUGGAUUUGCUUUCCCAAGCAUUCCGGUUCUAGCACGACUACCUCUACAGCAUCAAGGAAAAGUGACAUUGCCUCAACGGAGUUUGAAUGAAGCACCCGCAUCAGUAAUUGCUUCCAGCGAAAAUCCUGCAAAGAGCAACCGACCUAAAGUCAAUGUGCCUCCUCUACAAAUGCCGAAAUAUGAAGGGUGCACCUUUUUUUGCCCCGAACCAGACUGCAUAACAACACACGUUUCUGACAGUGGUCUGGUCAAACAUUUUAAAGAAAACCAUGGGGAAUAUGAAAAAUGUGUCAUACCCGAUUGCAACUAUCACUUCGUGGAUAAUUUUGGCCGAAUUGAUCACAUGAUAGAGAAACAUUCAGGCAACCUUCCUGGUGGCAUUCAAUAUGUAGCAAUAUUUUAAUGCAGUUUGGAUCAGUAUCUGUUCAAUUAAAGAUUUGCAAUGUAUAUAAAACUAGUUCUAUUUCAGAAUUUUCAAUUUCUGAUUGAAUAUCUAUAAGGUAAUUUAUUAAUUACUUUUGGUGCAGAAUUUUUGUCGAGCCAAAAUUGUAUAUAAAAUUGACGUGGCCGUUAACGAAAUCUUCUGUUCUUCAGAGCAAAUUGCAAUAAACUAUAAACGUAUAAAAUUUUCUAAUUUAAAAAUAAACAGAUCUGCAGCUGGUCA
Cloeon dipterum is the source of this 970-nucleotide messenger RNA. RefSeq lists its product as uncharacterized. The record is from RefSeq and is a predicted model, not a curated record. The transcript has 5 exons. Lineage: Eukaryota; Metazoa; Arthropoda; Insecta; Ephemeroptera; Baetidae. Bases 20 to 709 code for a protein of 229 amino acids.